This is a messenger RNA of Xyrichtys novacula (pearly razorfish), 11196 nucleotides long. The record is from the annotation of a GenBank genome assembly. NCBI's taxonomy places the organism in Eukaryota, Metazoa, Chordata, Actinopteri, Labriformes, Labridae.
AUGGCUUUUUUAAAGAGUAGAGAGCGGACCAAAGAGAGGUGAGAGUUGCUCACGUGCUGUUUACGUGUUUACCUGAACAUCGGGUCAGUGCGGGGGGGUCAGUCCGACCUGUGGUGUGCACACAGCGGCUGAGUUUAGACCGGCUGUCCGCUGGGCCCUCCGGGACUGAGAGCUGCUCCGUCAGCUGAGAGAUGAUGUACACAGACAGGGAUGGACAGGGACAGGGUGGGCUGUGAUCAGACUGAAGGAUUGUAUCAGAGUCUGUGUUAUUAUUACAUUGGUGUGUAACAGUAUGAUGUGGUUGUGCUGCCCUAUGCAAACUCAUGUUUUCUCCCAAGCUUUCUUUGUAAACAGUGUAACCCUUUUUAAAUUUAAAGGUACACUGCACCCUUUUUUCAUUAUCUUGCAACGAAACUAACACAUGUCUCUCUAUAAUACCUCUCCAAAUAUAUACAUAUAAUUAAACAAAUGGAUAUUUAAGUAAUCCCUUAAAUAAGUAAUGAAAUAGCGUAAUAGGUAAGGUAAAUUUCUUUACAUGAACCAAAGUGCUGCUCGUGUCCCUGGCUUUACAUGUUUCUUUACAGGAAUAUCAGCAUUCUUACAUUUUCAGGCAGAAGCUGAGAUCUCUGGACAUGUUCACUCUGUACUGAAAGAAGUUGUGUAUUUUCCUAUGAAUUAUCUGUACUCCACUAACCCAGCACAGCCUCUGUAGAUGCACACUGAGAGGUUUAAAGUUUCAUAUUACUCAGCUCUAAAGUAUGGGGAAUGACAUAUUUCUGCAUCAGCUGUUAUCAGACCGCUGUUUGAACUAUCUGUGUUGAGGUCAUAGUAAAAGAAAUAAAGUAGCUAAUGCAUUUGUUUCUCUCUGGACUGUUUGAAACAGAAAGGACCAAAAUAGAAGCAGCAGAACCAGAAAUACUCUACCGUUAACACACCCUGUUCCUUUGGAAAAUGUGGUGCCUACAAUAACCACAAUGCCAAUGUAUUUUCACAAUUUAGUUUAGAUAGACCCUUAUAGAUUCUUUGUAAGACAUAUAAAGUGAAAUAAUUCAGUUUUUUUCCCUCAAAUCAAUAGACAAGUGAUUUAAAAUGAAUUCGUGUUUAUUGCAUUUAUUAUAGUCAUACAUAUAAAUUAGGGGUGGAAGAAAAAAAUCAAUACGGUAUAGAAUCGCAAUAUUUUGUCUAGUGAUAUAUCAUAUCCUCUCAUUUAACAAGAAUUAAUUUUUUCAAACUUAUUGCCAAUAUGAAGUCAAAUCUAUGAUAACGGAAAAAUAAAAUCAACUGUUUGUCUAGUGGGGUUGGCCGAAGUGACAUCAUAGAGUAAGGUAAAGUUAGCACAACAAAUAUAAGGUUUGCAAGAUGUGCUCCAUGAAAAUAAAAUACUGUGUAAAAAAACGACACAAAGGACAGACACGUGAUAAAUCAGCUAAACAGUAAAAAUUAUAUUAUAUAUAAUAUAUCAAUAUAUGAUAUUGCAAUACUCACUGUAUUGCAAAAUGUUAAAAAUCGCAAUUAUAUCGUACCGUAGCCAAAGUAUCAUGAUAAUAUUGUAUCGUAGAGCCACUAGUGAUUUCCACCCCUAAUAUUAAUAUCUGUAGUAUGGGAAUUUACCCUUGUGGGACUAACAAAAGAGUAUCUUACCUUAAUUUUUCCAACUUAUGUGUCAAAAACUAUAAAUAACACUCCUGUAUAUAUCUUUUUUAACUCGUAAGUUUCUUAGUCCUUUAAUUUCUCUUUUUAUGCUGCUGUAAACUUGGAAUUUCCCCCUGUGGGACCAAUAAAGGAAUAUCUUAUCUUAUUUCUUUAUGCUCUCCAAAUUGAUGGCGCUCCUUGACCAUGCAAGUAUAUGGUGCAUCAUUAAAGCUGAGUCACUUAAAUAGUGUCCAUCAGCUUGUCUGUAGUUUUAGGUUGGGUCUUCCUCAUCUUCUUCUUGACAAAUAUCCGACAGGUUCUCUAUGGGGUUAGGUCCAGUCAAACACAAUAACAUCAUGGUCUGCACACCAUCUGUUAGUAGUUGUGGCGCUGUGGGCAGGUACUAAGUCCUGCUGGGAAAGGAAACCAGCAUCCCACUAUGGCUUGUUAGCAAACAGAAGCAUAGAGUGCUGAUAAAUCUCUUGCUAGUCAGCUGCACUUUGACUUAAGGGACAUGAGUCAGUUGGUUUAACCUCCAAAAUUCACCUUCCUGGUAAACAUCUUUAAACAGACACUGAUUUGUGGAAUACAUCAAGCUGAAAUUUAGUGUAAUGAAUUGUUUUCUUUUUUAGUACUUUGAUGUUCAUCAAACUGAAAACUGAAGAUUUGCUGUUUCAGGUCCUCUAAAAUCCUCUGUUUCAUUUACUUCUCAGGUUCUCUCUCCUGUUGUUGGAUCUGGAGGAGUAUUACUUUGAGCAGCACACUGCGUAUUAUGUGACCACCUGCUCAAGAAAGGACAGGUAGACCAACACCCAAACUAUUCACCAACAUUGAAAACCUCAACAUGACACCAGUGACUCAGCAUGGAGUCACCACUUUCUUCCUCUGUUUUCAAAUAUGUGGUCAUUUUAUUUCAUUUUUAUUUGUUCCACUUAUGGCAAUUUUAAAACAUGGGUUUUCAUCACGGUGUUGUGGCCUAAGUACAAGUGUAAAACUAAGACUGAGAUAUGAGCAUAUGGAUCUGUUUGUAUUGGUCUUGUACCUGUCAGGUGUUCCUAUGCUUUUGGAGCGUGCAGCUGUUCACCUGUAAGGAGCAGCUGUUCAAACAUUUUAUCCUGAUCUGAAACCUGAACAAACAAAAAGCGUCUGGACAGCAACGUUUUACUCAACAUUUAGCUUUAAUGUCAUCAUAUUUACACCUGAGAAAUAAAGGGUUCCAUCUCCAUAGAGAGAAGUCUUUCACUGGAUAUUUGUUUUCUUAAAUUUGUAACCCGCUGCAGUAAUAAUAAUAUCCUGAAAGCUGCUCUUCCAUAUGAACUAAAAUCUUUAAAAAUUAAAUAUCAGAUUUUCAGGAGAAAAAGUUUUUCCUUUUUUUCUUUGUUGAAGGGUUGUCAUUCCAUGUGAGAAGUAAAAACACAUACAAAAAAGUGAUAUAUAUGGCUGUCAAAUGUCAACAGGAUCAAGAUUGUCAAACAUGUGAAGGACAAGAUAAGCAAAGACUGCUUCGUCCACAGGGAGUGCCAAAGUUAACACAAGCUAAAAGUUCCUCACAGGAGCUUUAAACAAAUGAACACGAUAGCAAAAAUAGUUCCGCAGGUCGAAUCUGUGUUCUUGUCUUCAAUGCACUUUAUCAUGUUUGUUUCUAAUUUUGUAAUAUCAGAGGUUUAGAUAUCUCUAUUUCUAAUUCAGUGAGACAGAUUUUAAAGCUCUUGUGUCAAAUUUGGCUUCAGCUGUGGCCAACUUUUUUUUCUUCUUUUUUUCAGAUUUUAUUCUGUUUAUCAUUUUUCCUUGAGAAAAUGUGUUCUCAUUUAACAGUCAAAUAUAUUACUAAUUGAACACAUUUGAUGUGGACGGUAUGCUGGCACCUACUCCCAGCAUUUAGUUUCAGACAUUAAAAGUAGCUAGAAGUAGUCGUUGCACUCAAAAGUGGUACAUUUUUGCUUUGUUGGAUCUUUAAGACAUUCAGAUUAAUUUUAGUCUUUUUCACAGGACCCUAACAAUUCCUGUAAAAACCUAACAUCAACUGGUUUUGUCCUUCCAGAAAGGUUCGAGGCUCGCUUAAGGUCUGCUCCAGGUCGAUCAUAUUUGAUCCUGAUGAUCAUGCAGAACCCAUUUUAAAGGUUUGAUUUCAUCAUAUUUUUAUAUAAACAUCAGAUUUUUACUGAAGUAUACUGCAUUCACUUGGGAACAAGAGUCCUCUUUGUUUCUUUAUUAAUAUACACAGCGCCUUGAUUGCUUCCCAUGUGUAUUCAGUAUUUUUAGCCUGAUUGUCCCUGAGGCCAUUACAUAUGCACUCUGAAUGUGCUUUAAAUGCAUUAUCUCAUUUUAAAUAGGAAGUCAUAUCAGCCCAACAGUUUCUGGGAAACUGUAGUGUCCUGUGAGUCAGAGUGAGGUCUUUCUGACAAACAUAAUUGCACUGUUAUUAUGAGAUUGAUAUGAUAUGCUAUCAUAUGUUUAGAGUUUUUAAUUUGACUGCUUUUCCACUGAUUUAUCAUCUUUUAUAAAUGUAAAAUGACAUAAUUAACAGGUCCUUGUUAGUCUUUCUUUGUAAGAGUUGAGUUUAUCAUUAAAAGUUAAAGAGACUUUUCAAGCAGUUAUUUUAUCAAAAAUGGGAUCAUUUCUAUGUGACAGUGGGUGAGAUUCAAGGUCCUUCUGUAAAUUUGGAUGACUGAAUUAGUUCUCACUCAAAGGUAGUGUAACGGCAGCCUGAAUAAGUUUAACUACAGAUGUUCAUUUGGGUCCCAGGACCAGUGAGAUACACUAAUAUAUGAAAAACAACAAAAUGACAACAAAGAUAAAUCAGACGGCAUAGUUACUAACACAGAAAUAUUGAAAAUAAAUUAAAGGAUGUGUAUUCAUUUCUUUCUAAGGUUUUAGGGCAUUUUUUUUCUUUGUGUUAGAUUAGACGGAGGAAGAGAGAGGAGAUGUAGAGAUGUGCAGCACAGACUUCAUUUAAUAAUUUAUCUCUGUUGUCUAAAGGUUUGAAUCUGCAGAUUUAAGAAUCAUUAGUAUGUUUCUAUGGCAGACAGCAACGUUUACUGUGUUUUCCAUGUUUAAUGUGUGUUUUAGUCUUCAUGUCUUUAUAUAAUCAUCUGUCUGUGCAGAUUCCUCUUAGAGACUGUAAGCAGAUCGAGUUUGUGGCGAGAGAGAACAACCCAUUUAAUGAGUGAGUGUGUGUGUCGCAUUGUAGUGUAGUAGUCUGUGUAGUGUGUAGUACAGUGGUCACAGUGUUAAUGUUUAUUCAGUCAAACUGGUUCUGUGACUUCACAGUAACAUCUAAAUGUUUGAGCAGAGAGUAUCUAAUAGUUGCAAUAUUGUAGAAACUUCUCUGUUUGAUCUAAAUAUAAAGCUUGUUUCUAUGAUAAUCUUUAUUUAUCUAAUGUCAUCAUAAAGUGCUAUAAUAGUGUUUCACUCUCCUCACAGUCCUCGCCCAUCUGCUAUCUUGAUUUCAUGUGUCCAGGUGAGACAAAUUUAUUAUGUAGAUAUAACAUUUAUUCACUUGUUGACCUGUACGUACCUGUGUAUGAUAAUCUUUAGUUGUAUUUAAUGUGAUUCUGUCAUGUCUGAUUUCUAAAUUCAGGUGAUUUACAUCAAAGAAAGCAACAUUAUCACUCCGUAUAGGAAUGAGAGGGUGAGUUUGAUCAAACAAAGCGAUGAAACACGACCUCUCUGAGCUGUUUUUAUAGACCAGACUGGACUUUAGCUAUGAAGAGAGCUGUUGCUGUGCGCUCUCGUCUGUAAUGAGGUAAAGCCAGAUGCUAUUCGUUCAGGGCAUAUUUUCAAAGUUGUACAACCUCUUUGUCCUGAUUGUUGUAAACUUUUAAUGGUAAGCCAUAACGCCUUUUACCAAACAUGAUGUCAGCUUUAAAACUUCUGCUUGUCUCUUUUUAUUCAAAAUUCUUCUUUUUUUCAGGGGGAGAGGAAAAUCAGUUUUCAGUUGGAGGUCUGCAGUAAAACAGAAGAUGUGGUUCAAACGUUGCUGCAGGUAUAAAGCAUUAUUCUUAUGAGUGCAGGCUUUUCUUUUAUUAAACUUAUCUGCCAUGAUUUGGGUUGUUUGCUGUAUCUGUGUAACCUCUCUGAUGUUGCUCUGCUCCUUUUUAAUGUGGCAGCUCCACAGAGCGUCCUGUCUGGACAAACUGGGAGAUCAGACCGCCAUGGUGAGUGAAUCUGUGAAAUUAGAGAUCUCAGUUUAUACCAGUGAGAAUUUAAAACUCAAAAAGAUGACUGAUCCUUUCUUCUUUCUCUAUUCAACCCACAAAAUCCAACUUCAUUUAGGACUAGAAUUUAAAAUAAUCACGAGGUACCUGUGAUUAAGCCCUCAGGGAAGAAAAUAUCCCAUUACUCCCCAUAUAUAUACUCUCCAAUGAGGUUAAUAAACUACGUAAUGCCCCCCUUAUAUCGGGAUGAAUGGGCAGCAAGAACCAAUACAUCACAAAGCUUAUCAAGUGGGCACCUCCAUUCACAAGUGUGUCAUCUAUUAGGCCCACAACUCCUCAGGGGCUCAGCAGUUAGCUCCAUGCCCGCUCUCAGAGCCUCACCACGCCCACAUCAGUUUGUUAUUCUUAUUGAAUCACCCGGUAAGUACAUCCUGAAGCUGUGAUGAAACAACCUGUAGAUAUGAGGGAAGCCAGCUCAUCUAAAUACCUUAAAAAGGCCCCAAAACAGCCUUUGGUAGCUCUCAGUUUCUCCAUUUGUUUUAAGCAUGUCUUUGUAACUUUAUUCUCAUGCAGUUCAUACAUCAUAACUUUGAUAUUUUUGUAAUGAUUCUUUGCAGAUUUCAUUUUCCUUGUGGUGUUUUGCAAUCUAUCAUAUCUUCGUUUUUAUUUUACUUUUACUAAUAAUACCUGCUUUAGAACAAUGCUAGACCUGUAUUUCUUGCAUGAAAGGGGCUGUACAUAUCAAGUUUUAUUUUGAACUUGUGUCGUGAACCUGAUUUUCUGUUGUGUUCUACAGAUUGCAGCUAAUCUACAGUCCAGGCUGGCGAGGACAUCAUUUGAUAAAAACUGGUAUGUGGUCUAUAGAAGGUCUUUGGUUUACUGUUCUCUGUCUGUCUCUUAGAGUCUCUGUAGCCCAAGUUCUUCCAAAGAAAUUGUAGCGGGGCAGGAUACCAUUGUGUUGCAUCUCCUCUUUUUUUAACAUCUCUGCAAACAUUUGAAGACUGAAGAGACUAGUUCCUGGAGUUUAGAAAGUGAAAUGUUGUCGAACUCUUACUUGAUAAAGGAUCUCAGCUGCUUUAAGUUCAGUGUCUCCUUUACCAUAUUCUUAUGUUUCAUAAUGUACCAAAUGUUUUCAUUGUUGUAUGUUGGGACAGCAGGCAGGACUCUUCUAAUACAGAGCCGUGUCGACUGUGGUUUGACAUUGUCAUACCGAAAUAUUCAAAGUCAUUAUCUGGAUGAAUGCUAGCAUCAAAUUUAACAUAAGCACAUAUUUUUCAUGAAACAGUGACAUUUUAUCAGCUUGUUGUCUUUCUACUGUUUUCACUUAAAUAUGGGCUUAUGAUUGUAUUGGAUGAGGACUUACUUAAUGAUGAGAAAUGAAUUCUGUUCAAGUUUUCAGAGUGUAGCAGAGAAACCUCACAUGGAGUGUCUGGUGGAGAUGGUCACUCCUCUGGUGUCUAAUCCUGGUCAUGUCUGCAUCACAGACCAAAACCUUUACUUCCAACCAUUGAACGGUUACCCGGUGAGAUUUACAGCUGAGAAUAAAUCAUUUCAGAACUUUGUUUUAUUCAGCUGUAGUAAAUUAACCUUUUUUGUAUGACCUGUUAUCCAGGAGCAGGCCAUUCAAAUCAAACUAAACAAGGUGAGGAGGAUCUACAAAAGACGGCACGGACUCAGACCUCUGGUGAGUUAGAUCAACCUGAAACUUUGGCUAGUUCUCCAAGUUGUUGCUCCAACAACAGGGAGCGCAGCUCAGGAGAUUUUUUAAACUUGAUGCUUUUAUAAGAUUAUUACAGUGACUGCUAAGGUUUCUGUAAAAGGAACAUUACAUGUGUUUGUGUCUCCUCUCUCAGGGUCUUGAGGUUUUCUGCACUGAGAACGAUUUCUGCUCUGACAUCUACCUGAAGUUUUACAACACUGCUGACAGGGAUGAGAUCUACUACUACAUUGCCACCUUUCUGGGUGAGAAAACUGAAAGUUUUGCAAGUUGCACAUCAAUGUUCUUAGGUAUGCUGCUUUUUCAUAAAACUAAUAGAGGAACUUGGUGUUCAUUUUAGCUCGACAGGCCUUUGAAAGUUUAACAAAACCCUCUUUAGCAUGACAAAACUGCAGAUACGAGCUAUGAGGAGACUUAAAGGAUUUUAGAUGACAGUAGAAGUCAGAAACAGAUAUUCAUAGGACAAUUAUACACCCUUUGAUUUUUCUGGUCCAUCUUUAAGCUUUGCCGUCUGUCAGCUUCUAAACAAAAUCUCCUUUCUCCUUGUAACGGUGCUGGAGAUGCCCCUGAGGACAUGUCUAACAUCAGUGUGUCUCCCUCAGAGAACCAUGUGACGGAGCACACGGCAGAGAGCUACAUGCUGCAUUGGCAACGAGGUCACCUGAGUAACUAUGAGUAUCUGCUGCACCUGAACAACCUGGCAGACCGCAGCUGUAACGACCUGUCCCAGUACCCUGUCUUUCCCUGGGUCCUCAGCGACUACAGCAGCCCCCAGCUAGGUAAGACACUCACAGACAUUUAAAGGACAUGUUACUGUGUCUAUCAAACAACUCACAUGCUGUUCACAGGGUUUUAUGUCUCUUCUUUUUGGAUAAAGUUUAGUUUUUGUGCUAAACUUAGUUAACUUUCUUCUGUGUCCCAGACCUGACAAACCCUGACACAUUCAGAGACCUGAGCAAACCUGUGGGAGCGCUAAACAAAGAGAGACUUGACAGAUUGCUGGUGAGAGAUGCACGUUUAAUUACCAACAGUCAGAGAUUAAGUUUAUUAUUCAAUCAACAUAUUAAAAUACUGUUUCAACCCUGUAUAACCACAGUUUGUUUCCAUGAUAACAGGCUCGAUACAGAGGCAUGCCUGACCCUGCCUUCAUGUACGGCAGUCAUUACUCCUCUCCAGGAUACGUCCUCUUUUACCUGGUUAGAGUUGGUAUGUCACAUUUAUCAUGUUGGUUUGUUUCUAUUUGACACAGCAAAUGUAGCAACUACUUUUACUGCAGUCCACACGGAAAAAGAUAUCGAAAAAUCUGAAAAUAUUGAAUUACUUAACGUCUAAAUGUCAUGAGAAUGUGAUUAAAGAACGACUGUUAAGGCAAACUUACGUUAACGUAUUUCUGCACUGGAUGAAGUAGCUCAGUGGGAGAAAGACAGAGAUAUAAAGCAGAGUGUUUGUUAGCAUUAAGUCAUUACAGAACCUAUGCAGACAACACAAACCAGAAUAACAUGUCCUCUAAAAAUAAGACUGUUCCUGUGUUCAGUCACAGGUUUGUUCCCCUCCUAAAGUGCCUCUUCUUAUCUGAAGAUAUACAUCUUUACUCCUACAUGUUCAAGCAGAAAAAAUGUGAAAUUGUGGAAGUUGACUUUGGUCUCUGUUUUGGUAAAAAAAAGACCAGUUUAUCUUUUAAAUGUACACCACUUAAAUGUCUAUGAAUGUGAGUAUGCAUGCAUACACUUUGCUUUUUUGUAUCUGUUCACUUGAAUAAGAUACUGGUGAUGUGUAAGUACUUUAUUAGUCCACUGUUUAUUGGUGCUUUGUUUAGGAGUCUCUGUUAGGAUUUAUUAUUGACGUUUUAAUGCUCCUCUGCAGCUCCUGAACACAUGCUGUGUCUGCAGAACGGACGCUACGACCACGCAGACCGCAUGUUCAACAGGUACACUCACCGCAUAAGAUAUUAUAUCUAUAAAAUAGCAGAUCAAAGUGAGGGAUAAUGUCUAAUAAACAUUGGAGCAGAGAGGUCUUGUCAGGGGCUCAAAAUCCUGUCAAAUACUCAGUGUCUGUGAACACAGUUUGUCAUCUAUUUUAUUGUCUUUAUGCUUGUUUUCAUUGUGUAUUGAGUUUAAGUGACUUGCAAACUAUCAACAUCUGUCUCUCUGAACAUUUUACUCAGUUUUCACACUUUUUUAUGAUCGUAGAUGUGACUGAUUAACAAUACCGUGUAGCUACUUACAGCUAAACUCUUCUUGUCUGUAUUUACUGUUUAUUUCUCACAGUGUUGGUGAAACCUGGAAAAACUGUCUGGAGGGGGCCACAGACUUCAAAGAGGUAAGAUACAAUUAUACUGUUCAUUAUUCCACUUUAUUAUUCUUUCUUAUUGGUUAUUUUAUUGCACUGGCGUGGUGCACCUCAAUUAUCAGAUCAGCAAAAUCAAAUAUGCUGAGAUAAGCACAAUGACUUAAUUGUAUCUGUAGCCCAGAGGCAGGUUCUACAAACACAAAACUAAUUAUACAUAUGUGCCCUGUCAGCUGUUUCACCCACUACAAGCUUCUCAGGCCUUAUCCUAUACCCAGUUUAUUUUAAAAUAAGAUGUUAUUUCUGGACCUGUCUGGUCAAAGUGCUUUAACUUCAGUUCAGGGAGACGUUUUGUCUAGAAAUUGAUCCAAUACGCGUUGACUGUCUUCUUGAAUGGAGACCCUGUUGCUCACUGCUAUUUAUGACCACUUGGUGUAACAAUGUGUUGUGUAUAUCAAUAUCAUAGCAUGUGUCAAAACUUUAAAGACUGUAAGGUGAGAGGCUGACCUCACUAAUAUUUGAGAUUAUUUUAAGAUCUUAUUAUGGUGAUGGAUGGAGUCAAAGAAUGUACCACACGUGAUUUAAUUAUUUACUUUAUUCUUCCUAUUUAAAAAACAUAUAAAUAUCUUCAUUUAUGUGAUGAAGCUGAGAUUUUAUUCAUCUAUUUUCGAAGCAAUUUUUUCUGAUUAACUCCUGUAGAUCAAAGUUUUUUAAGACCUGUUCGUUGUUUUUCUGCUGCAGCUGAUUCCAGAGUUUUAUGGGACUGACUCCAGCUUCCUGGAAAACAAACUGAGUCUGGAUCUGGGCAGGAAACAGAAUGGAAAAUCAGUCUGUGAUGUUGUCCUCCCUCCGUGGGCCUCAGGUAAUGUUCUUUCUGCAAUCCAAAACACAAGAAGUGUGCACAUUUGAAUCCAAAUACCCCUCUUGGGAAAGGUAUUUGGAGCACUUAAUACAAAGGAGGCUUCACAUUGUCCUCCCUGUGCUGCUUUGCUGAGUCAUGGAGUUAAUUCUGAGCAAAGUAAUCAGAGCCCAGAAUAACUAUAUUCCUGUUUGUGCAAUAAAUAGAUACACAACAAGAAAGUUCCUGACUGAACACUUGAAUAAGUGCAUCAUCUAAGUGCAAGCACAAAGUCCAGUCUUUGAGAGUUGUGUGUUGAUAUGGUAACAAGUUGUCAUUGUAUAUGAACCCUGACUCUUGGAAUCUUCUGCCUCCUGUGUGUAUUUGUGUGUGUGUGUUUGUGGUGAAUGUAUGCAGACAGCAGUGAUUUCCUGCAGAAGCACCGGACGGCUCUGGAGAGUCAGUUUGUGUCUGAACAUCUUCACGAGUGGAUAGAUCUCGUGUUCGGGUUCAAGCAAAGAGGAAGUGAAGCUGUUGCUGCUCAUAAUGGAAAAGUAAAGCCAUGA